AGAUACGCAGGGCAGCCGCUCUGUACUGGAGGUUACCUCUGGAGCUCCGCUCAAGGUAGCAGCCACUUUGUGUGUUGGAUUGUUCCUUGGGAGAGAACAGGAUGAAACUCACCCUGACUCUCUCCCUGACUGUGGCUCUGGCCAUAGUUUCAUUUAUCUGGGAUGGCUUUGGCCGUUCCAGCUCUCAUGGCCUGGUCUCUGACAGCGAGCAAAAGCUGGCCUUCCCUGAAAAGCAGCUGCUCGCUGACACCCAGGGCCAGGCCUCCAACUGGCUCCAUCAGCUUGGACUUCCUUGCAGAUGGGUCUGGUCCAGGCUGAGCAGAGUCAGUAUUGCAGAGGUCCCAAAGCAGCAGACCAAAGGCACAGAAGAGCAGGCCUUCACGGGGCCCUGGUGGUCUGGCCUUUCAGUGCUCCCUGUCAGGAUCCAGAAGAGUGUCAGCAAGAUGGUCCCUGCUCAGGAGCAGCAGCCUGUCACCACCGAGCACCAGGCUUCAAACUGGCCCUGUUGGCUUGGCCUGUCCACUUGCCCCAGACGGGUCCGAUAUAGGGUUGGCAAAGUUGUCCGUGCAGAGGUCCCAAAGCAGCAGACCAAAGGCACGGAACAGCAGGCCUUCACCGGGCCCUGGUGGUCUGGCCUUUCAAUGCUCCCUGUCAGGAUCCAGAAGAGUGUCAGCAAGUUGGUCCCUGCUCAGGAGCAGCAGCCUGUCGCCACCGAGCACCAGGCUUCAAACUGGCCCUGUUGGCUUGGCCUGUCCACUUGCCCCAGACGGGUCCGGUACAGGGUCGGCAAAGUUGUCCGUGCAGAGGUCCCAAAGCAGCAGACCAAAGGCACAGAACUGCAGGCCUUGAUGGGGCCCUGGUUGUGUGGCCUUCCAAUGCUCCCUGUCAGGAUCCAGAAGAGUGUCAGCAAGAUGGUCCCUGCUGAGGAGCAGCAGCCUGUCACCACCGAGCACCAGGCUUCAAACUGGCCCUGUUCGCUUGGCCUGUCCACUUGCCCCAGACGGGUCCGAUACAGGGUCGGCAAAGUUGUCCGUGCAGAGGUCCCAAAGCAGCAGACCAAAGGCACGGAACAGCAGGCCUUCACCGGGCCCUGGUGGUCUGGCCUUUCAAUGCUCCCUGUCAGGAUCCAGAAGAGUGUCAGCAAGUUGGUCCCUGCUCAGGAGCAGCAGCCUGUCGCCACCGAGCACCAGGCUUCAAACUGGCCCUGUUGGCUUGGCCUGUCCACUUGCCCCAGACGGGUCCGGUACAGGGUCGGCAGAGUCAUCACUGCAAAAGGCCUGAAGCAGGAGCCCCUGGGUAUGGCGAAGAAGUCCUUCAGCUUGCCAUACCCCCUGGACCUCCUCUGGGACUACACUGCUCGGCACACAUUAGCUUCGUUCAUUACGGGGGCGUUGGUAGUCAUCUUCAUUGAGUGCCUACUGUGGAUUGCUCAUCGUCUCUGGAGAUAAGCAGAAAGACCUCUGGAACAGGUGAGUGAUUGAGAUGCAUUGCAGAGGAAAGGGGGCUGCUGGUGGGGAGAGGGAACCACAAAGACCUUGUCCGUGAAAGCUUUCAAGGAGAGCAGGCUCCCAAAGGUCCAGUACCUCUCCCCAAGGACUCGCUCAUUGGCAGGGUGACACCCACCGGAAGCCCCCUGUGGAACACGGGGCCUGCUGGAGGUGGUGCGAGCCCCAUGUGCUGCACUGAGCAGUCCUGUGAGGGUGAACUACCUCCAAAGGAAGCCAAGCCCUGAAAAAUUACGCUCUGUAAUACGAGCCUUUUUCCCUCUCACUGUGAUCGUCCCCUGUUCACUUUCAGAGAACAGAGGAAAUGGUGUGAGCUUGUAAGAAAAAACUGUUCAGAGCAACAGCUGUGAGCAAGAAAAAACUGUUCAGACCAGCAGCUGUGGAGCAAGACAAGUGGCAUGAGAACCAAGGACGCCCUUAGAAGAAGAACGAACAUCUCACGACUCUAAUUGGAUAAGCUUCUGUGUGAACGACUGAAGAGUGUUUUUGCAGAAUGCUCUGCUAACAUGUAUAAACAAAGUAGUGCUUAACAAUAAAGCAGAAUAACAGCUUUUAACCACACUGGUGUGCUGUUGUGUCUCUAGCGUGUCCUGGGAGUCCAGAGACUUCCCCACAUGAGCUUCCAUGGGAAAAUGUCAGAGAAAGGAGACUGCUAAUGGUUACGACCUGGUUUGAGAUGAAUAAAAGGCACACCUACUGGAGGACGUGUCAUUUUGGUGCCAAGGGGCCCGGGGUAUGAGUACCACAAAAGGUGGUGCUGCAAGAGACAGCC
Tympanuchus pallidicinctus (lesser prairie-chicken) is the source of this 2277-nucleotide messenger RNA. RefSeq lists its product as uncharacterized. The coding region runs from base 102 to 1448 and encodes 448 amino acids. Lineage: Eukaryota; Metazoa; Chordata; Aves; Galliformes; Phasianidae. The record is from RefSeq and is a predicted model, not a curated record. The transcript is spliced from 2 exons.